GUCCAGACGUGUAUGAAAAGAGAAGACACAGUCUGUUAAGUUCAGGACUCUUGGCAUUAGAUACAAACAUAUGAGGUCACCGAUGCGGGUGAUAAAGGUGUUUUGACAGCAGACCAGCCCUUAUCUACUUUGUCAAAUAUUCUAGCACAUUUUCAACCGCCGUGUUGGCCCGACCUAGUUAUUAUGUGUACAAGCUUCCAGAAUCUACCAUUAUCGACACAGGGAGAUUCGUGUUCUUUAUGGCUAGGCGCUCAUAUGUGGCACAUGUUACUGAAAAUUUAUUUUCAACUCUCUGCGAAGCAGUGAUACAUUCAGUGCAAUCGGACCAGUCCAUGAUGUUUAACGCAAGAGUUAGGCCGCAAGCGGCACAAACAAGAAAGGCGAAGAGAUACAACAGGUCAUCUUAAUGACUCAUCCAUUGACCCGCGUUACGAAAGACGGGUCGAAAAUGCUCUGGCAUCUGUGUUGAGAACUUCCAGCCAUCAGCAGCAUCGGUGCCAGAAUCCCCGACUAUUACAUAUAAAGGGCAUCAGGCAACCCAAGGGCGACUCAUCAACCAUGCCCGCGGAUCGACCGAAAUCCCUCAGAUUUUGGAACUACCUGUGUUAUGGUUUAUCUGGCAUUCCACCAAGUGUAUCAGGGAAUGCCAUCGGCUUUUUCUUCUCUGUGUUUAUUCUGGAAGUGGUACAGCUCACACCAUCCCAAAACUCUAUAUUGACGACCACAACCCAAGUUAUAUCGACCAUAAGCGGCUUCUUCGUGGGGUUUCUGGUAAACACAACCAACACGAGAUGGGGAAAAGUGAAGCCAUGGCUUCUCUUCUCCACCCUUCCGGUGGCGGCUUGCAACUUCCUCCUGUGGUUUUCCCUCAACGUUGACAGCUCUACGACAAAGCUGAUAUGGCACCUUGUCUUCUACUGUGGAUUCAGGAUGUUCCUGGCGGGAUUCGGUAAUGCCAGGAAUACACUAGUGAUGCUCGCCAGCAACGAACCGAGAGAAAGAGACACCAUGCUUACUUACUUGACGGCCUUUGAGCUUGUUGGGAUAAUACUCUCCGCGCUGAUCCAACAAGGAACGUUCGCGCUGUUCCACGCCAACAUUGGGUACGACCCGUGUGGCAACGGGACUCUCAACGACACGCACCAUGGCCCGUCUCGGGACACUGAGAAAACGGCAUACAUGGUGGGGGCAGCUGUUGGAUCUGGCGUCUUUGUGCUAUGUGGACUGGCGGUAACUUUUGGUGUUCCAGAGAGGAAAGAUAUGAAGAGACAACAGCAGUCGUCCUGUUUUCCCGUCAGUGAAAUGAAAGAGCUCGUCCGCCAUCGUCCUUUUCUCAUGCUGCUUGUGAUAUCAGCUUUGUUAGAGAUGGGCAUUAAUACCAAGCAGAUCAACAGUGCCCUGAUGCUACAGUACACAUUCGACAUGUCAGACCAAGUGUUUUACAUUAUCUUCGUGUACAUGGGAGCUGCAGUCGUAGGGAUAUUCGUCUGGAAUCUGGUCUUAUGUCGGCUCGGGCGGAAGACAGUAAUAUGCUUGGGGAUUCUGCUGUUUUUACUACCGCACAACGCUGCCCUCCUGAUAGCUACAGAGGAGAUGCUAGGGACCGCACUGGUACCGUUCAUCUACGCAUCGUCUGUCCUUGGUGGGAUAGGAGAAGGCUGUAUGUAUAUUGUAAAAAGCGUUAUGGGUACUGACGUCAUCGAUGAUUUUGAGCUGAAGACUGACAGGAAGAUGGCGUCUGUCCUGUAUUCCCUCUGGGGGGUUUCAGGUGGAAUCAUGGACACCAUCAGCGCUGCUGUCUCCAACUGGAUCCUGCAGACCGCCAACUACAACGCAGACGACUGUGUCCAGCCGAACACUGUGGGACCGGCGCUGCGCUACUUAACAGCAGGCACGCCCCCUGCUGUCUACGUCAUAGCCUUGCUGUUCGUCUGGCUGUACCCGAUCACCGAGGAGUCUCGCAUGAGAACUAAGAUGGCCCUGGACGCGAGGCGGGCAGAAGCUGACGAGGAGACGAGGGUUCUCCCCUCCUACGCAGAUGAUGUCUCUGGAUCUGUUCAAGAAGUUGCUUAAAGGCUGAUCUCAUCAUUUUGCACUUUGUCAUGAUUACUCAUCUGUGUAAAUCCUUCCUAACUUAAGACAAUCCCUAAGAUCUUAAGAUAAGUGAUUUAGACCUAUUCAUGAACAACCGGCUACGUGAUACAAGUAUUAAGUUACAUAAAGCGCUUUUCUCUAUAUGACUAUUCGUGCGACGCCCAGUAAUGUUGUAACAUUGUUCUCUCGACUUGCGUGCAAUACAUGUAAUAUACCCAGACCAUUGUUACCUCCGGUGUCGAUCAAAUGAAAUGUCGUUCUCAAUAUUUAUGAAUGCUACUCGAAUGUGAACAAUGCUAAUAUUAAAGAUUGUGCCUUACAUAAUCACUGGUCUAAUGCGACCUUACAACUUUGAGACUUUGAAA
Branchiostoma floridae (Florida lancelet) is the source of this 2459-nucleotide messenger RNA. RefSeq names its product sodium-dependent lysophosphatidylcholine symporter 1-A-like. Lineage: Eukaryota; Metazoa; Chordata; Leptocardii; Amphioxiformes; Branchiostomatidae. Gene Ontology annotation, molecular function: symporter activity. The record is from RefSeq and is a predicted model, not a curated record. Gene Ontology annotation, biological process: carbohydrate transport. The transcript is spliced from 14 exons. Bases 559 to 2073 code for a protein of 504 amino acids. Gene Ontology annotation, cellular component: membrane.